Chroicocephalus ridibundus (black-headed gull) is the source of this 697-nucleotide messenger RNA. RefSeq names its product thymosin beta-15A homolog. The transcript is spliced from 3 exons. Gene Ontology annotation, biological process: actin filament organization; regulation of cell migration. Gene Ontology annotation, cellular component: cytoplasm. Lineage: Eukaryota; Metazoa; Chordata; Aves; Charadriiformes; Laridae. The coding region runs from base 86 to 223 and encodes 45 amino acids. Gene Ontology annotation, molecular function: actin monomer binding. The record is from RefSeq and is a predicted model, not a curated record.
CCGCCCCACGCCAGGCGCUCCAGCCUCACCUGGGAGCGCAGCGGAGCGGAGCGGGGCGGGACGGAGCGGGAGAGCACCAGGCAAAAUGUGCGACAAGCCAGACCUCUCGGAGGUGGAGAAAUUCGACAAGAAGAAGCUGAAGAAAACCAACACGGAGGAGAAGAACACGCUGCCCUCCAAGGAGACUAUCGAGCAGGAGAAGGAAUGUGUGAAGUCUUCCUAGAGCGAGGUGGCCUGGCAGGAAGAGCUACCACUUGAUUUAUUUUUUUUUUUUGUGCUUUGAAUGAAAUCAUGUGUUUUUUUUAAAUUUACAUCAUGUACGUGUAUAGAAAACAGCUGCAUCACCUAACCCACUGUCCCACCUUGCUGGCAGCUUUGGCGGGUGGGGGUAACAAAGGGUGGCCCCCAUUAAAGUCCAUCAACAGCCUGACCCAACCCUGUCUCUGCCACUCAGUCGACUCCCGUUGACAGCGCUGAUCUCGCUCCAGUGCAGUGGGGAGAUGAGCAAGGGCUAUGGAGGCUCCUGGGGAUGGACCUCUUCAGCCUGGGGGAGUGGGGAACCUUUCUGACCUGGCCUGUGGCCUGGGUCUGUCUUGCAUACUUCUUCACUGACGGUGUUCUGUAGCCUCACAGUUUUUUUGUCUUCCUUGGGGGAAAAAUGAGAAGUUUAUUAUAAAAUAAAAAAUGUAAUGACCUA